AUAAAUAAUUUUAAAAAAUAAUAAUAAAACAAUUAUUAGUGUAUAUGAUUUUCUAGGGAAUAUGUGGGAAUAUUUAUGACAGAUUCUGUUUAAUAUGGUUCCUAGAUGGCGAAAAAGGCGAUUGCGUUGUGUUGUAUUCUGUACAUAUGUACAUUUUAGUGGGGUAUUGGUGUAUUGAAAUUGUGUUUGUGUCGGUGUCCGUCAUGACUCAGAAUUCAUGGUCGCCUCGCGUUUCGUAAUUAUAAUUUCCCUCCACUUCAUAAAAAUGAAAUUGUAGUUUCAAAGAACCCUAAUAUCCAGUGGUUCCUGGCAACGCUCAUCUAUCAGGAUGGGUUUCAGAGUUGUAAUAAAAAUUCUUUUCGCUGAAUUCCCAUCCGUUCUAUUUGUCAAGUACACUGUGCGCGCUUAGUGCCGUUUGGAUCUCCUGUCUUUGAAAUCCCCCUUGUCCAUAUAUAUAUAUAUUUCUGCAAAAUUCUAUCAGGUAUUCAUUUAGGAAAUUAAAGUAAACACAAUGGAUCAAUCAAGGAAUAGACCUAGUAGACCCCGCCUACGUGCACAUAAUAAUCCAGCACGAGUACUUGUUUUUGAUCAAGUUGAACCAGAAGAUGCUACCCCAAAGACAGAAAUAGAGGCUACUCGACGACCUUUGCCACCAAAGGUCGAAAGCAAAGAAGCCCCUGUUCGUCCAGUUAGUGGAGAAAUAUCGAAUUUGUUGCGAAUGAGAAAUUCUAUGAUUGGAAAAUCUGCACCCUCACUAUCUGUUCACAUGCGUGAUUUUAAUAUUCCUCGACGCAUAGUAAAGGCAGCUCAUCGAAAGUCUUUUAUUUCAACAACUUCUCCUACUUUACCACGAUGCAAUUCACCAUUAUCAGCAUUCGUUCCGAUUGUAGGCAGUCCUUUAGAGAGUCCUAGGAUGUCAUCCAGUCCACAUUUUGCUUUUGCUCCAAUAAAAAGAAUUGGAGGUGCGGCUUCAGGCUCAGCAGAUGGAAGACGAUGGUCUGUGGCAAGUUUACCAUCGAGUGGAUAUGGAACAACUCCUGGUUCUAGCAAUGUUUCGUCACAGUGUUCUAGUCAAGAACGCCUACACCAAUUACCAAAUAUACCAACGAAGGAUGAAUUGCGAAUGCUUUCAUGUCAUUUUUCAAAACCUGGAACACCGUGUUCGUCUCAUCCUGGAUUUCCAGGAACUAAUUUCUCCGGUAUACCCGGUAAUGGAUCAAAUCUUGAUGAAGAAGGUCGAAUGUCACCCUUGCAUCGUCCUCGAUCUCGAAGUUUAAGUUCGCCAAGUCGAUCUCCAGUAAUGGAUAAUGAAAUAGUUAUGAUGAAUACACUUUAUAAAGAACGAUUUCCAAAGGCUACACAACAGAUGGAAGAGCGUUUAACUAAUUUUAUUAACGAGAAUAAGGAGAUUGAUGAAUAUGAAGUUGUUUCACAAAUGACACCAGAUUCUUUACCAAUUUUGAGAUUUGUUCAUCAUCAGGUGAUUGAAAUGGCACGAGAUUGUUUACAGAAAGCUCAAGAGAAAUUGGUGACAACCAGAUACUUUUAUGAGAUGAGCGAAAAUCUAGAACACUUAUUAAUGGAGACUAAGGAAAAAUCUCUAGAAGCAGCUACACGAUUAACUGGAUUAAUAAAAAAGCUUCUCUUAAUAAUAUCCCGACCUGCUAGACUCUUGGAAUGCCUUGAAUUUGAUCCUGAAGAGUUUUAUCAUUUACUUGAACAGGCCGAAGGGCAAGCUAAAUUUAAUGCAGGAAUUAAGACUGAUAUUCCCCAAUACAUCAUUAAUAAAUUAUCUUUGAAUAGAGAUCCAAUUUCAGAAUUACAAGAAGAUUUGAACAAAUUAGAGGACUCAGCGAGUUCCAGUGAUAGUAAUUUACAAAUAACAUCUUCGAGUCCCAAUAAAGAAGAUGAUAUUAGAUCACAAAAAGUUCCAAGCGAAAGUGAUUAUGAAGUUUUAAAACAUAUCAGCAAUGGUGCUUAUGGCGCGGUUUAUUUGGUUAAAGAAAAAUCGUCAAAACAACGUUUUGCCAUGAAAAAGAUAAAUAAAAAUAAUCUCAUGUUGAGAAAUCAAGUAGAACAAGUUUUUGCUGAACGCGAUAUUAUGAGCUUUACGGACAACCCUUUUGUAGUUUCUAUGUAUUGCAGUUUCGAAACAAAGAAACAUUUGUGUUUAGUUAUGGAAUAUGUUGAGGGUGGGGAUUGUGCCAAUCUUUUAAAAAUUAUAGGCCCACUGCCUCCUGAUAUGGCCAGAUUUUACUUUGCGGAGACAGUUUUAGCUGUCGAGUACUUACACAGUUACGGUAUCGUUCACCGUGACUUGAAACCAGACAAUUUGCUCAUCACUGCUUUGGGUCAUAUUAAGCUCACAGAUUUUGGCCUUAGUAAAAUGGGUCUUAUGUCCUUGGCAACGAAUUUGUACGAGGGAUAUUUAGAUAGAGAUACUAGGCAGUUUUCCGAUAAGCAAGUGUUUGGUACGCCUGAGUAUAUUGCGCCAGAAGUAAUUUUACGUCAAGGAUAUGGAAAGCCUGUGGAUUGGUGGUCCAUGGGAAUUAUUCUCUAUGAAUUUCUUAUUGGUUGUGUACCAUUUUUUGGCGAAACGCCCGAAGAACUAUUUGCGCACACUGUCAAUGAUGACAUCGAAUGGCCUGCCGAGGAUGAUUGGUCAGUCCAACCGGAAGCAAAAGAUAUUAUCACUGUUUUAUUGCAACAAAGUCCUCGAGAUCGAUUAGGAACGGGUGGUUCUCACGAAGUUAAAGAUCAUCCAUACUUUUAUGGUGUCGAUUGGAAUAGUCUUCUACGACAGAAAGCCGAAUUUGUCCCUCAAUUAUUGAAUGACGAUGACACCAGUUAUUUUGAUUCUCGAGUUGAUCGUUAUAAUCACGAUAUUGGAGAGGACACAGACGACACUGAUGAUUCACCAUUGAUUGGUUCAUUUUCCUCUUAUUCGCCACAAUCGCGUAAAAUUUCUCAAACUCGGCCACCUCUUAAUAAUACUGAGUCUGAAUUAGAUUACACAAAGAAACAAUUAUUUUCCAAUGAAUUGGAACGAAUGAUGGCGCAAUUAUCGCCAAGUUCAUCGACAGUAUCAGUUUCGCCACCAUCGUCAAAACUUAUUGAUAAAAUACAAAAUCUCGAGAAAACACCGCCAUUAAAAAGCAGUCCUUUAGCGAAAUCCGAAAAGUCUGAUAAUUCAUUUACAAGCCCAGCUACAUUGACUGCUGGUGAUUCACAACAAUUAACUAUUGUUAAGAAUGAAGCAGCAGCGAGUGGAGCUGUUUGUCUCAGUACUCCGGAAUCAUCACAAACGGAAUCCGAUGACAUUAGUCCACAGAUCCAAAGAAAACGUCACAUACAUUCCCGGGAUAAGUUACCCAGGUUCAGUAUUUCCAUUCAUGGUGAUGAAAUAUUGGAUUUAGCAGCAGCUCAUAGAGCGUCAGCUGAGGAAAAGAAUAAUUCAAGCACUGAUUCCUUUGAAUCGUUUACACCACUGCCACUUUUACCAAGUGGAAAACCAAAAUCUCGUUCUGUGAUUAAAUCAGCUUCAACUAGUGGAUUGUCUUUGGUUAUUCCAACCACUGAUUUUUCAUAUGAAGCUUCAGGGACUAGUCAAGCAAUUGAAUCACCAGGUGGAUCAUCAACUGCCUCGUCUCGAGAUACAUCGCCUUGUCGGGAAUUAAGUCCCCUAGUAACGAGUUUAAAACCACCAACAAUAAUUCGAAGAGGUCCUGGUGGAUUUGGAUUUACUGUUCAUACAAUUAGAGUUUAUUAUGGCGAUAGUGACUUUUACACAAUGCAUCAUUUAGUCAUGGCAGUGGAUCAAUGUAGUCCUGCAUUUGAGGCUGGAUUAAGACCGGGUGAUUUGAUAACACACAUUAAUGGUGAACCAGUUCAGGGCCUUUAUCAUACUCAAGUAUUGCAAUUAAUGUUAAGUGGUGGUGAUCACAUAACAUUACGCAGUACACCACUUGAGAAUACAAGUAUUAAAACUGGUGGUAGAAAGCGUGAAUUGCAACAGAGUAAAAUGGCGCGUAAAACUUUACAUAAACAACGAAAGCAGAAACGCGAUCAUUCGGACAAGAAACGAAAAACAUCACUAUUCAGGAGAAUCAGCUCAAAACGUGCAAGCGUCGAAAUGCAACAGCCAUUAAGUAUCAGUUGUCCUUUGUCAGCACCCAUUCUACCCAGUGACAGCAAACCUCCACUUAUGAUGGCUGUUGGAAUGUGUUCACCAUCAAUGGUGUCAGCUAGUCGAUCAUUUCAAUCAUUCACACGAUCUCUUCCAGCUCAACAAGAUGCAUUUGUUUAUUAUGGUGGAUCAUCAAAGGCAACAUGUAAUCCGUCCUCAUCGACUAACCGUCCUAAUUCAGAAUCAUAUCAUUCUGCCGGUACAUCAAGUCCAUGUUCAAGUCCAAAUUCAUCGUCACCAGCGUCGAGUAGUUCCAUUGGAAAUAUGUCAAAUAUAUCAAAUCAAUCACAUUAUCAACGACCAAGUACAUUACAUGGUUUAAAGCAUAAACUUCAUACGGCUGCUAAAAAUAUUCAUUCGCCAAAUCGAAGAAAAUCCGUAGGACAUAUACCAUUAUCGCCAUUGGCAAGAACUCCUAGUCCAUCACCAAUUCCCGCUAGUCCGACUAGAAGUCCAAGUCCUUUGACAUUUCCCACUGGACAUCAGCCAGGCAGCUCUAAUACAACACAAUCUUAUAGUCCAGGGGUAUCAAUGUCAACGCCGAACAAUCAGAAAAAAAGUUUUAAUCGACCAAAAUCGGCAGAACCCGGUUCACCGCUUUUGAGACGUGCACUAAGUCCCGAUCGACUUCAUCCACGUUCAGCUGAGAAUAAAACUUCAAUUUCACCAUUAGCAAAUACUGUAGUUAAAGUUAAUCCUCGUGUUACUAUUGCGCAAACGUCCAAUACAAUAGAAACCACCGAAGACACGAGUGAUAUAAUAACAAAAGAAAGUAAUGAAUCAAAGACUGAUAAUAAAAAGGCCACGAAUGAGCAAAAAGUGACAGCCGAUUAUACUAAAUUAACUCAUGGAAUAUCGAUAAAUAUUGGUAAUGUUGUAAUGUCAAAUUCAUGUGGAAGUACACAACUUCCAAGAAUAGCUGAAGAAAAAGAUUCACCAACUGGUACGAAAAAUGAUGAUUAUACGACAAAAGAAAUUUACGAAAGUAAAGAUGAAACGUCAAUAAAUAAUAUUCAAGAUGAUAAUGAAAGUCAUCAACGAAAAUUGAUCAGUAAGGAAGAGUUGCCUGAUAAAGAGUCUGUAUCGAUUGAAAAGAAAAAUGAUGAUGGUAAUUCAACAACGAAACUUGAUAAAAAUAUCGCCUGUUCAUCAUCAUUAUCAUCAUCAUCAACUUUGUCUGGUACGUCAUCGUCAGUCUUUAAUAAAAAUAUUGUAGAAACGAGUCCAGAGUGUAGAAAAAUUUUAAAACGUUACAAAUUUGAAGGUUUAAGUUUUGGCCUCACUUCCCAUGAUAAAACGAAACAAGAUUCGGGAGAAAACAAGAAAAACAAAUAAGUUUGUAUUUUUCUUUUGCUUUCUUAAUUUUUUUUUUUUUAAUUUAAUAAUUAUUAUGUUUUGUCACUUUUAUUUAGGUGUCUGCGUAUUUACAGUUUCAACACAAAAUGAUUCGAUUUUGUUGAUAAUCUCUAGUCAAACAUUCAAGAAAAUGCUCUUUGUAUUAAAUGAAAUAGUACGAGAAUAAGGAAAUUGAAAUUUAAGUUAUUAAUAUUUCAAAAUUUCAAGUUAAUUUAAUUUCAUUGACGAAGUAAUAAAAAUAAAGUGUACAUUUUUAAUUAAAAACAAGUAUAUAUAUAUAUAAAUAGACAAAAAUGAAUUUUCAAUUGUCUUAUGUAAAUUUCAGUUUUUUUUUUUAAUUUUUCUCGUACAAAAACUAAUUAAACUUAUUUCAGCUUUUAUUUAAUUUCUCGAAGCAACAAAAUCUUUUUUACAAAAAUUAUGAAUAGAAUUUUUUUCUCAUAUUUAACAUUAAAUUCUACAAAAAAAUGAGAAAAUUGGUUUGUCAAAUUUUUAUUUAUUUUCUGUUUCUUUAAAGAAAAAUCAUUUUUGAAAUAAUUCAAGUUUUUUAUAUUUAAAUUUGAAUUUAAAUAUUUCCUUAAUCUAUUUCAAAUGUAUUUUUCUAAAGAAUCAAAAGAAUUUAAAUGGAAAUUUCCCCUAUUUCUUAAAUACUGUUUUUAUAGUUAUAAAUUAUUAUGUUAUAUUAAUCAUAAUGAUUUAUUAUAAUAAAUAUAUAAUUAUUAUUAUUAUACAAUAAUUUAUGUUUAUUAUAAUUUCAUUUUUCCUAAAAUUAAUAUCAUAUUUGUCAAAAAUUUGAAAUAUUUGCUGAAACAAGUUUAAUUAAUCUCUUUCAAAAAUAUGUGAACCAAGAUCUGUUAAUCCGGAAUAUAUUUUUAAAACAAUAAAAUUUUAAACAAUUAAAACGUGGACUGAUGCAGAAAAAGCUUUUAAUGCUUGAAUGAAAAACGAUGGAGAUUAUAAUUGAAAGAUUAAACGAUCCUUCGAAUUUUAUGAAACUGCUUUCAGUGCCAAUUUAUUGAUAUAUCUAUAUGUGCACGAUAAAUAAUACUAUAUAAUAACUGUCGAUGUAACAAUAAUAUUUCCAUAAGUUCCACGAAAAAAAAAAAAAAAAAAAAAAAAAAAAAAAAUUAAGUAGAUGUGUCUACGAAAUGUAUCAAAAAGUAGAAUUUCUACGCUGUAAAUAUGUAAAUGUUUUCAUUAAAUGCAUGUUACAGAAAAAUGUCAAUUUAAGAAAACUUAUCAAAAUUUAACAUUAUUACUUUUAAUAACAAGUUCCUAAAAAAUAAUUUUUAUCUCAAUAUAUUAUUUAUUAAAUAAUUUAAAUAGACAAAACAUUUUGCUGUUUUUUUCUCAAUAUGAAAAAACUUUGUAAAUUGAUAAGUUUUCAAAUAAAAUUGACCAUUAUUCUGUUAACAUGUAUUUUUAGAUGUAAGAUUCUUUCUUCCUUUAUUCAAUAUUGUACGGUUAACUUUAUAAUCAUAUGUCGUAUUUGAACAGUGGUGAGAAAGAAUAUUCAUUUAUGUGAUUCUUUAAUUUAGCAUGAUUUUAAAAAUACUUGUCUUUAAAUUUUGAAUGACAAAAAUUCUCUGAUUUAUAGAAAUUAAUUAAAUUUGUUUAAUUAGAAUCUGUCUUUUAAAAUUUAAGUGUUUUCUUUGCAUUUGUUAAUGCGCUGGUCGCUGUAUUCUUUAUUAGAGAAGUUGUUUUAUUAAAAAAAAAAAAAAAAAACAUAGUAAGAUAAGACAUUUUCUUAUUAUUAAAUUAAAAAGGAAUUCAAAAUUUCUGAGAUGCUUAAUAUUUUACUGUUAAAUCAAUUUCAAUUAAAAUUCAUUUGUUAUUAAAAAAAAAAAAAUACCGUUACUAUAAAUAUUUAAAUUGUCUGACUAAAUAUUUUCUUGUUUCAAUUAAUAAAAAUAAUUCCUUUUUUAAUUGUAAAAUAUUAGAUUAUGUUGACGUUUAAUUAUUUUAAACUAAGACACCACUGAAUUAAAUAGUGUUAAAAUUUAAUAUUUUUACAAUAAUAAUUAUUGUUAAAUAAUGAAAAAUUGUUGUAUAUAUAUAUAUAAUUUGAUUCGUUAUAUUAAGUAAUUUAUAAGUGAUAAUUUCUCUAAAAGAAUUUAAGCUGAGGAUUGGUACAUUAAAAAAAAAAAAAAUUGUUAAGUUUCUAAAUCAGAGAAAAUUUUUUUGUCAAUUGUUAUAUAAAUAUGAAUAAAUUGUUCAAAAUAUUAUUGUCAUUCAAGAAUUUAAGGAGUUAAAAUUUUGUAAACAGAAUAAAUUUAGUUCUGUUAACAUAAUUUAAAACUUAAGUACUCUUUCAUCGAUUAUAAUGAAGAGAAAAUAUAUAUUUAAAGUUCUCAA
Messenger RNA from Leptopilina boulardi, 7897 nucleotides. It is a transcript of the gene dop, whose product is annotated as microtubule-associated serine/threonine-protein kinase 3. The transcript is spliced from 22 exons. Gene Ontology annotation, biological process: intracellular signal transduction; peptidyl-serine phosphorylation. Lineage: Eukaryota; Metazoa; Arthropoda; Insecta; Hymenoptera; Figitidae. Gene Ontology annotation, molecular function: ATP binding; magnesium ion binding; protein binding. The record is from RefSeq and is a predicted model, not a curated record. The coding region runs from base 512 to 5521 and encodes 1669 amino acids.